Molecule: messenger RNA, 2121 nt
Organism: Gambusia affinis (western mosquitofish)
Lineage: Eukaryota; Metazoa; Chordata; Actinopteri; Cyprinodontiformes; Poeciliidae
Product: syntaxin-2-like
Exons: 6
Coding region: 287-886 (199 amino acids)
Biological process (GO): synaptic vesicle fusion to presynaptic active zone membrane; intracellular protein transport; exocytosis
Cellular component (GO): presynaptic active zone membrane; synaptic vesicle; endomembrane system
Molecular function (GO): SNAP receptor activity; SNARE binding
Source: RefSeq, a predicted model, not a curated record
UUUGGGAUGUUUCUAUACAUUUUUUUUUUUCAUUUACUAGAUUUGGCUUAAAUACACUGUUUUAUGUUGUUACACAAAAUUACUGAUAACUACAGUUCUAUCAUAAAUUAAAUGUAGUAUAAGCUUUUUAGGUUGGUUUAGACACAGAAAAUGCUGAAAAAGAGAGUUCCUGCUUUUAUAAAGCAAAUGUGUUCAAUCUGUUUUUUUAGGAAGUAAAGAUGAACUGGAACUGAUAAACAACGAGACCAGAAACAGCGCCAACUUGGUCUACACCAAGUUAAAAUUAAUGCAAAAAAACUGUCCAUCAGAAGAUGACAGAACUAAUAACUCUGUAAUCUAUCGAAUUCAGAGGAAUCAGCACUCACACCUGACUCGUUGGUUUUCUGAAGUCAUGAAGAAUUACCAUAAGAUCCAGAUUUCCUUCAGAGAGAAAUGCAAGGCCCAAAUUCAGAGACAGCUCGAGAUUGUGGAUAAAGUCACAACAGAUGACGAGCUGGAGGAUAUGCUGCAAUGUGAUAAUCUUGCCAUUUUCAUAUCUAAUAUCCACUCUGAUGCCCAAUUUUCAAGUCGUGCUGUCUCUGAGAUUGAAAGACGUCAUCAGGAUAUCAUCAGUCUUGAGUACGGCAUUAAAGAACUACAUGAGAUAUUUACAGAUACAGCCAUGCUGUUGGAAAUUCAGGGGGAGUUAAUAAACAAUAUAGAAAAGAAUGUCACCAGUGCUGGAGAAUAUGUACAUGCAUCAAAAAAAGAAACAGGUAGGGCACUCGCAUACAAGAAGAAUCCUUAUAAGAUUGUAUCUCUCCCAAGCUUCUUCAAGUCCUUUAGGAGACAACCCAGUACUGCUGCCAAUGAAAACUCUUCUGAAGACUGCAUCAAGCAUUCCUGAUGCACAUCAAACCUUUCAGAGCCUUGGAGAAUUCUUAUAACUUUUUUGCAGUUCUUCAUUCAGUUACUCACUCAGCCACUAGGUGGCAAUGCAACAGCAUUGAAAUAUCAGACUGUACCUCUAAAGCAGGGGAACCUUUUUGACUCAGAGAGCCAGGAAGGCAAAAUAUUUGGAAAUUUAUUUCAGUGAGAGCCAUACAAUAUAUUUUAAGACGGAAUUCAAUUAAAUAUGAGCAUAAUAAGCCUCUGAAUUUAUUCUUUUAAAUAAUGUUAUAAUACUCACCAUUAAUGCGACUUCAAAGUGCCUCCUAGUGUAGAAUGCAAUGGAAACUUAGGAUGGGUCUAUUUUCAUGUUCACGGAGAAGUGCCACAAAACCUUUGUUUAUCCCCAAAAUACCCGUAGCACCUUCAGUACACACUGAGAGAAGUUUAUCCAUAGGUAGAUUUUUUUUCUUGAGCGAACCAUAUGGAUACUGAAAAAAAAAUCUAGUGUUUAUAAUUUGAUGUAUUUUAUAAUUGCGAUAAAGCUUUAAAAUUGAUUUUAAAAAAGGUAGCCUGAGUGUGCAAAAUGUUGACUUUUGUGCAUACUACUUGUUCAUAAUGAAUGCUGAAAAAUAGAAGUUUUUAAAGUUUGUGUUCUGCCUCUUCAAAAUUUGUGGUCUCCUGCUGUAAUUAAUUAACUUAAAGCGGUUUAAAUAAAAUGUGUGAGAAAAUUUACACGGUAUAAAAAUAGCUGCAGUAGUUAGUCAAGUUGUAAAUUAGAAAUGUACUGAUCAGAGUUGUACUGGCUUCUGUACCCUUUUACCUUUUUGUAUGUCUGAUCUGCUGAUUGUAAAAUCUUUUGUUUUUAAAUUAACAAUGACAUGUAAAUAAACUUCUUUAAAAUACAAGAAGUUUAUCUUCUUGUAACAAAAUGGCUAAAAAAAGUUUCUUAAAAAAUGACGAUGGAAGAAAAUGGAACAAGUAAUAAGUUAAAUAUUUUCAAUCUAUAAAAAGUCUGAUGCAAAUUUAUAUUUUGGUAUUUAAUGUAAUACUACUAACUGAUGUAGUUGCUUUAUCUAUGUAAUAUGGCUAUUAGGUUCAUUAUGUCCAAAUUCCUUUUAUAUUAUUUAUUUUCAUGUUGUUUAUCCAUAUUGCUGCUUCAGUUUUUUUUCAUUUUUUUUUUUCAUUUUUAAUGCAUAAACUGGAAAGGUAAUGUUCACUUGUGGUGUAUUUAAUAAACAGAAAACCAUCAGA